Molecule: messenger RNA, 757 nt
Organism: Eutrema salsugineum
Lineage: Eukaryota; Viridiplantae; Streptophyta; Magnoliopsida; Brassicales; Brassicaceae
Product: methyl-CpG-binding domain-containing protein 4
Exons: 2
Coding region: 131-610 (159 amino acids)
Molecular function (GO): zinc ion binding; DNA binding
Source: RefSeq, a predicted model, not a curated record
UUCGUCAGAGAAGCUUGAUAUAUCUUGGGAUGGGAGACAGCACACAGAAUUUGAGAAAGAAAAGAAAAACCUGAAAUUUCGUUCGUCUUACUAAAAAUUAAAAAAGAAAGAAACCAGCUUCUUUGUGGAGAUGGAGGAGGAGUCAGAGAUCGUGAGCGCAGCGAAACCAAGAGGGAAGAAAGACGUUGCUCCAGGGAGGUUGAUCGAUACCUUUGCGGCACAAUGCGAAAAGUGUCACAAGUGGAGGGUGAUUGAUAGCCAGGAGGAGUACGAGGAUAUCAGAAGUAGAAUGCUCGAGGACCCUUUUAGCUGCGACAAGAAACACGUGUCCUGUCAAGACCCCGCAGAUCUUGACUACGAUUCCUCUCGAACAUGGGUCAUCGACAAGCCUGGUCUGCCCAAAACCCCCAAAGGUUUCAAGAGGAGCUUAGUUCUGAGAAAAGACUACUCUAAGAUGGAUACUUACUAUAUAACUCCAACCGGGAAGAAGCUGAGGAGUCGCAAUGAAGUCGCAUCCUACGUUGAAGCCAAUCCAGAAUUCAAGAAUGCACCGCUUGGAGACUUCACUUUCACUGUCCCAAAGGUGAUGGAAGACACCCUUCCCUCCUGAUCCUAAGCUUUGGCUCUCCUUAUUCCUAUUAAUUCAGACAAGAGCAGCUUUAAGCAAAUCAAAAAAGGAUAUUAUAUGAUCACUGGGUUCACCAACUUUUUCGACUUUUCGUCUGCUCCUUUAAUCUAAUGCAUUGCAAGUUGUGUA